AUGAGUGAUCCCAUUACAGUAGUAGCAACAUGGACUCCGCCAAAAACGACCGUGGCGACACUCGAAUGGUUAAAAGUGUCUGAAGGAAUUGCGAGAAAUUUACUUAAAAAACUUUCUAAAAGGGAUUUGGUGAUUUCGAACUUGGAAACCCUAAACGAAAAAAUAGAGCAAAUACUCUCUUAUGUGCUCACACGACCAGCCUAUAACGCAUUUGGAUUGUGUCUCUUUGCGAUCCAGUCCAGGCUUAAAAUACGUAUGACCAAUCCAUCUGUCUUACGUCCGUAUUAUGCAGACAAGAGUGUGUUCAUUUCAAAGGAAGACGCACCGUUCCAUCUAAGUGAAAUAAAAACGUGUUUGGCUUCGGACCAGUACGAGGUUAUUCCUUCAUUUUUUGAGUGUGUAAAGAGGUCAGAAGAAAGGAACAAAAUUAAUGCAACUGAAAUUGUUUCAGAACUUCUUUGGAUGGUGUGUUAUCGAUUUAUUCACACUCAAGAUAAUAAAGAGUGGGGCUUUUUGAAAGAAAGCUAUGAGGAUGGCGUACUCAUUUUAGACGAAAAUGGGUGUAUUGAGCAAUUUAAAAAUGCGAUGAAAAUCAGUUGGAAGUGUAAAGCUAAAUACCCAAUUUUGGCGGCGCUUGCAAAUAAAUGUGUCGACAACUUUAUUGCGAUGAAAAACCAAAUAAUUCCAAAUAUUUUUGUCGCAAUAAAAGAAACUACUUUUAGGUCUUCUGCUAUAGCACUUAUGGUCAAAUUGACUCGACUCAAAAUUGCAGUUUUCGAGGACUUUUGUACAUUACUGGAGACGAAUUUGGACUGUCUUGCGUUGACAAGUGCUAUAUACAAUAACAUCAAAGACGACUUGGAACAGUUUUACAUUAAAACUCCACUUUUGGCUGCAGCAACAGCGAAGUUAAAUAACGUUGAAAGUGAUGUGAUUUUAGAAAGAAUUGACAAAGACAUCAUCGCAAGUGCCUUCACAAAUUCAAAUUCGGAAAGUUUCAACGUCGUUGUCAUUUUUGUACUCCAUAGCGAACAAACCCGAGUUAAUGCGACAAAUUAUGAAGUUGAAAUGAGUAUUGAAAUUGUAAAAGGAAUUUGCGACUGUCCAACAAAAGAAACGCAAAGCAUCGCAUCGAUUUUCCCAAAGUUUAUUACCCGAUGCACUGAAGAACAAGUUUCGACGAUUUUCGACCAUAUUGCCAAAAUUAUCGAAACCCCAUUUUCAGAAAAAGUCGACGCAUUUUUCCUUCAAGUUUUCGCUACUUUACUUAAAACCACCAAACGAGUGGAUUUGGCCACAGUGGUCGUUCAAAAGUUAUCACAGAAAGUCUUUGUUGACUUGUUGGUUAGGUCAUUUGCGAGUCGAACAGAUAAGUUGAGAUCUUUGGCUUAUACUUUCACAGACUUGAUCUUGCCACAUUCAUCAAGUUAUUUGGAUGUCAUUAAAAAAAUUUUCAAACCACAAAUGUUGUUGUCACUCAGAGCCGCGGAAGCUGAUUGUGCGGCACAACACUUUUCACUGCUCACGAAGCUCAAAACACCUCCACUUCUGGUUUUAGAAAACGGAGACAGUCUUAACGUCAACUUUUUGUCGCAGUCGCCAGAAAGUGCAAUUCAGGCGAUAGUCAAAAUUAUUUCAGAAAUUGCGACAAAAAUCAAGCCAACCAAUUGCGAAGUAUACAAGAAAAACUGUUUAUAUGGACUUUUCAGAAUAUUACAAAUCUUACACAAAGAAUCGUUGGGAUAUACAACAGCUAUUGAAGUAGUUGAAUCAAGCGACGUUUUGUUGACUCUUCCGGCCCCAGAAGGGAGUAACCGGUCAAUGGUAGUUGGUGGCUGGAUGAGUGUUCGUGUCGCUUCCGAGAUCAUUUCCGUUUCAACGAAACAGGACUUUUUGCGUGGCGUCACGUGUUUAACCAAAAUAGUUCGGACCGCACUCCAUAGAGGGAUUUUCGAGAGGGCGUCGAUGGCUCUUGAAAAGAGUUUAGAAUGGAGUACUGACCAGUGGUUAGGCGAAGAGGUUGACAGGGUUUUAGACGAUGUUGAAAAGGAAGUUAAGUUCACAAGACGAAGUGCUGGACUUCCGUAUCAUUUAGUUUCGUUAUUGAAUGAAGAGUGUCGACGUGUUCGAUCUCCAACACAGAGCCCGCCAUUGUUAGAAAAAGUAGUGAAAGUGUUAAAUAGUUAUGAAGGAAAAAGUUCUAUUCAUGCGAUGAAUAUUUUAGGCGCAAUGGUUAAAUCACAAAAAAUAGCUGAGGAACUCGAUUUGUUUUUCCCGACCAUUUGCGUUGAAAAGAGUAUUAAAAUGAUUGACGACCCCGAUUGGAGUGUGAGGAACUCUGCUUCAAUUUUAGUCUCUUCGUUGAUCAAAAGAGUUUUUGCGACAAAAGAGCAUUAUAAUCUGACGCAUUUGUCUGAAAACCACAGAAACAUUUUGAAGGUAUUAAUAGAAGGGUUGCGCAAAGGAGGAAAUGCGGUAUUUAUAGUAUCAAUGAUUUUAGAAAAUUUAGAUUUUUUGAAUACCAAUGACAUUCCAGAGGAAAGUGAGUUUGAAAGAAGUGAAAGAAUUGCGACACACCAAAAAAGCGACUUUUUGGAAGACGUUAAAACCCUUGAAAAUGAAUUGGUCAAAACAUGUUGGAAAGAAAUGAAUGCGCCGAAUGUGGAAAUACUUGCUGAAGGGAUAGUGAAAUGUUGUACUAGAAAUAUAAUCCCAAAAUUGAUUGAAAAGGUGAAUGGAGUUGUUUUGUGUGCUGUCAACAAAUAUGUCCGCAAUGGAAUACACUUAACUCACACCGAAAUUUCAGAGAUCCGAAAAUUCAAGCCUGAAAAUUCGUACGAAUGUUUCCAGUUUCUCAAUUUGUUGAAUUCGUUGCACUUUAAGUUACCGAAAAUCACACAAUUUCGAGCUACCGAAGACGACGCAUAUACAUUAAAAAUCGUUCGUCUCUUGAGUUACAAACAAGCUGAAGAUCCGUCUGAGUUACAACAUCUUCUUUUACAUGAAAAUGUUGUAGUGAGAGAAAGUGCACUUGCAUUUUGUGAGGAACACCCACAACAAGUCGAUCCAAAAAUGGUUUUCAAGCAAUGUGAAAAGCUUCUAACACAAUCAGUUCCUCAUAUUCUCUGUGUUCUGCGUACCAUGAGAACUAUUUUAGUACAGUACCCUUCUCUUGUGCUGGAAAAUAGUUCUUCAAUAGUUUCUCAAAUUAAAACUUUAAUUCAGAGUGAACCAUUGUUGACAAGAACUGGUCUUGGAGUGGUGCUGAGACUUGAAACCCAGAAUACGUGCGAUUUUUCAAGACUUGAUAAAUGCGAUUUUAAUUUUGCGUUAAAAAAUGUCUUUGAGAAGAAUAAGAAAGAAAAUGUGAUAGGCCUCAUCGACGCACUCUUGAACAAUGAAAACGCUUUAGAUAUUUGUUUGGCAUAUAACCAAGUAUUUGGAACAAAUUUGGAUGUAUUUCAUUUGGUCAAAUUACUUUUACAUGAAGAAACAGAAGAAAGUGGAUAUGGCGUUUGCCAUGUGUUACUCAAAGAAGAGAUGUUUGAAGAGCUUGAUGAAAAUACAC
Molecule: messenger RNA, 3568 nt
Organism: Entamoeba invadens IP1
Lineage: Eukaryota; Evosea; Mastigamoebida; Endamoebidae
Exons: 2
Biological process (GO): tRNA methylation
Cellular component (GO): cytosol
Source: RefSeq, a predicted model, not a curated record